Molecule: messenger RNA, 1169 nt
Organism: Ipomoea triloba (trilobed morning glory)
Lineage: Eukaryota; Viridiplantae; Streptophyta; Magnoliopsida; Solanales; Convolvulaceae
Product: transcription factor MYB41-like
Exons: 3
Coding region: 84-1058 (324 amino acids)
Source: RefSeq, a predicted model, not a curated record
CAAUUGCAAACUCUCUAUCUCACUAUAUAUAUAUAUCUCUCUCUCUAUCUCUAUAGUUGAAGAAAGAAUUCAUCUCCACCAUCAUGGGAAGAGCACCCUGCUGUGAUAAGGAUGGUCUGAAAAGAGGACCAUGGACUGCUGAAGAAGAUCAGAAACUCAUUGAUUACAUUAACAAAAAUGGCUAUGGAAACUGGAGAACUCUUCCCACCAAUGCUGGGCUGCAGAGGUGUGGGAAGAGUUGCAGGCUUCGUUGGAUGAAUUAUCUCCGUCCCGACAUAAAACGAGGAAGAUUUUCUUCAGAGGAAGAACAUAUAAUCAUUCAACUCCAUAGUAUAUUAGGAAACAAGUGGUCGGCCAUAGCAGCGAGGUUGCCGGGGAGAACGGAUAACGAAAUCAAGAAUUACUGGAACACCCACAUUAGGAAAAAGCUUCUGCGAAUGGGGAUUGAUCCCGUGACGCAUCGCCGCCGUGUUGAUCUUCUUGAUUUAUCGUCAAUCUUGAACAACCCAUCGCUCUUGUACAACUCAAGAAUCUUAGGUGCCCAAACCUUGGCUAAUCCUCACCUCCUUCGGUUCGCCGCGUCUCAGCACCACAACAACAACGUUAUUAACUCCGAAAAAGCCAAUAAUGUCGUUCAAGACACCCAACAACUACACGCGCCGCCGCCGCUAGUUCAAGAUUUCCCAAUUUACAGCCCUAACAUGGCCGCCGCUCAGAUUACGCAGCAACCCAAUGUCGAAUUCGGGCUAGAAAAUUAUCCGGCGAACGAUUUCUGGCUGCCGGAAUCUGAGAUGACACAAGAUUAUUUGCUGCCGCCGCUGCAAAACUACGGGUACUACGAGGCGGCCGUUGAUCCCCAGUCGGCGAUGGAUCCUCCGGCGCCGGCGGCGGACGAGAGCUGCCGUUUUGGGUUCCGGCAAGUGUGGUCAACGCCUUCGUCGAGCCAAGUUAACAGUGGCAGCACCACAACUACAGAGGACGAGAGGGAAAUUAGCUACGGCAGCAAUUUGUUGAACUUUGAUGUCGCAAACAUUUUUGGUGUUAAUGAAUUCAUGUAGCUUUGUUUAAUCCAUAAUUAUUAGAAGUUAUAAUUAAUUUUCCGAAUUAAAUAAGGGAAGUAUAUUCAUUAAAUUGUUUGUGUUAUAAAUAUAUAUUUGGUGUUUGAUGAA